AUGGAUAUCGGACAAGCCACUGUGCCUAGAUUUCUAUCACCGUUCCUUUACAAGGUUUCUCCCUCCACCAAUGGUCCAUCUUUGAAAAGCCGAGCAUUUGCUCUGCCUCAUCCUGAAGCUGGCUCCCAGGACCCUCUGUUGGAGCCUGCCACUCAGAACCUCUUUCUACUGGCAGAAGAACCAGCCUGCCUUACACAGGCUCCCAGGGAGGUCUCUGAAGGAAUUAACGGAGAGGAGGACUUCAAAGGCAUUCCUACAGAACGGAAAGCAACGCUCCACGGUCGGUGUUGCUUGAAUUCGGGAAGCUGUGAACCCCUUUCCACCAGCCCCACCUCUGUGCCCCUGUGUAGACAAGGAAAAGACACCAAAGACGAGAAGCCGACCCAUCUCAUCCGAUCCUCCACCAUCCGCGUCCAGCGCUGUCACUUAACAGCUUUCAAAUGCUGGUCAAGGCAACCCUUUUUUUUUCAGUUUCUUCGCUAUAACAUAUGGAUGAAAAAAUCUAUAGAUGCCUUGCCUGCCUCACAAGAUGUUGUGACAAUUAAAAGUGAUAAUUUGCUGAAAAGGACAUUGAAAACUGUAAACUAUUAUGCAAAAUCCAGUUAUUCCUGCGCGACACCAGUAUCUGUGUGUCGAUCUACAGUCAGUUUAGGAAAAUAAUAAAACAAAUUCUUACGC
Messenger RNA from Peromyscus californicus insignis, 678 nucleotides. RefSeq lists its product as uncharacterized. Lineage: Eukaryota; Metazoa; Chordata; Mammalia; Rodentia; Cricetidae. The transcript is spliced from 3 exons. The coding region runs from base 1 to 660 and encodes 219 amino acids. The record is from RefSeq and is a predicted model, not a curated record.